CUUGAUUUCUAUUCUUGAUUCCAACUUAUUGAAUCACCUAUCGGCGUGUUCCUCGAUGCCAGAUUUCUGCCAGUGACCUGUUCUGACACAGCGGAAAACCAUCAUGAUUACCAUGCAUACAACAACCACUUCCCGAAAUUCUCCAUAACAUACAUAACCUGUGACACAGUUCCUACCAUCGCCUACCACCACUCUGGCAAGAUGAGUUUCUUAGGAGAUAUUGUCAAUUCAAUUGGCAGUGGGAAAGCGCCGACCCCGCCCAAAUAUUCUGUCCGACCACUGAGUGCCAACUCUGUGAGAGUUCCUGGAAAUGAGCCGAAACUCGGUGCUCGCCCAAGCGUGGUACCGUUGCCUUCGCCACUCAACGGCAUCAAGCGAAAGGCCGACACUGAACCAUCCAAAGAACCAGAUAAAUAUCUGAAACUGAACUCGGCGUCAAGCGUGUCAGCUCCUGUCGGUCGACGACCCGCAGCGCCACCUCUUAAUGCACCCAAACUUUCCCACGAAAAAACGGCCUCGGCAGGAAGCCGGCCACGGAUCGAUACCCUAGGCAAGGCCUCGACCGUAAGCACUUCAACUCCUACCACACAGACUGCCCCUCCAUCGGCCAAGCCACCUCCAGUCAAAGGAUCAUUCGCAGACAUCAUGGCCAGAGCCAAACUGGCACAAGAGUCCAAGGGUCAAAACAACAAAGUUGGUGUGAUUAGACAUCAAGCUUCUAACCGGGAAAAGGUAUCCAAGCUGGCAGAGAGAAAGCGUCAAGAGGACGAGAAAGCCAAGGCUAGCAAGGAGAAGUCACAUAGUCGCCCUGGAAUGACAAGCAAGGACAAAGCUCGGAGUGUUAGUCCCACGAAGAGAGAUGCUAGCCGGGCUCCAAAGGUUGCUCGACCUCCUUUACACGCCCCGGCGAGCUCGUACAAGGGUACGAUGGGUCAGGCAGCCAGCAAAUCUCGACAAUCCCAGAGUCGGAAGCGAAGCAGAUAUGACGAGUACUUGGAUACGGACGAAGAAGAAGGUUCAGAUAUGGAGGGGUACGGCGAUGAAGACCAAGGAGACUACGAAUCUGACGUAUCAUCUGACAUGGAAGUUGGGGCAUUCGAGUUGGAUGAAGAAGAAUCUCAGGCAUUACGUGCGGCCAAAGAAGACGACGCACGGGAGCUUGCGUUGGAACAGCGGCUCAAACGAGAGAAAGAGGAGAGAAGAAAGAGGCUGAUGGGACUAGCCAGCAAGAACAAAGGCAGGUGAGCACGGCAAAAUGACGAACAUGAUUGAUGUUUAGCAAUGGAGUUCUGAGGCGAUGGGCAUGUCGGGAAUGGAGAUGAGGGCGAUGGCGGGAGUGCAAGGCAUACGAAGGAACAACUUGAAUUGAGUCGUGUGAAAGUUUACAGGAAUCCAGGACAACGGCGUCAUAGGAAGCCCAAGGCAUUUUUCAAUGGGCUGGAGAAGCAUUUACACAAGCGCAUUCACAUCGGGUGUCAUUCAUUGGAGCUCAUUGCUUUUGCAAAGGCAGAUAGUAUAGAGACACAUGGACCUCAUGCGUCCUUUAGGGGAGGGAACAGUCCCCUCUAGCAAACAACCAACGCCACAUCCCCGCUCA
Exophiala mesophila is the source of this 1597-nucleotide messenger RNA. RefSeq lists its product as uncharacterized. Bases 202 to 1245 code for a protein of 347 amino acids. The record is from RefSeq and is a predicted model, not a curated record. Lineage: Eukaryota; Fungi; Ascomycota; Eurotiomycetes; Chaetothyriales; Herpotrichiellaceae. The transcript has a single exon.